ACCUAAGUUCUCGUAGCGAUGUGUUGCGUAAAGAUUUCGAGAUGAAUAAGCCUAUUAUUUUUCUGAGAGCCAAAGGACGCAACGACAUAAUCAUGACAGUUCCAAAAAAAAAAAACGAAAAGUGACAUGGAGUCGUGGUUUCAGUGGUUUGUUUAUUGAUUUUAUUAUUUGCAAUUUGCAUUUUAUAUGUAGAAGCAACAAAAAUAUUUAUUCUCGACGUAUAAAUUCGUGCCUACUCUGACAAUGUAACGUGAUACUUGUGGAAUAACCAUGUCAGUAAAUGGUACCGGUGGCAACUACGCACCACUGAAACAGAUACUGUCAGACUCCGAGUCCGAAGACGACCAGAAACUUGACAAUGUACAGAUCAAAACGACAGACAGCUGCAAUAAUUUGGAUUUCAACAGUGGCCUGCAGUCUUCAAAAAACUACAGCAUGAGCGAUAUGGACGAGUUUAACACAAAUGUCAAUACCAUUGAAAGCACAAUGGACAAUGUCAGCUUUUUACAAUCCGAUAUAUCAAACAAAAUGUCAUUCCCACGGCGCUGCGCCUUCGUGACCUCAAUACUUGUGUGUAUAUUCACAGUUAUUAUAUUUUUGUGGGGUGUACCAUGUUCAGACUUCGGUAGCUGCGCUAGUAAUGAAUGGCAAGAUAAAACUACGAGCUGGGAACUGCCGUACGACGAGAUUGAACUAUCUGGAGCAGUCCAGGUCGUUGAUGGAGCCAUACCCAAAACAAAAAAUUUAAUUUUUAUUUAUAGAGGCAAUUAUAUGAGGCAGGAAGAUAACGCUAACACAGACAAUGUGAAUGGAGUAUUACUUAUUGUUGGUAGUUCUGGAAAGGUUGGCUGGUACACAAGAGAGAGAAGAAUACCUACAGAAAUUAAUUGCCACCUCAUUGAUGUGAAUAGAGAUAAGCAAAAGGAUUGCAUUGUAGCUGGUACCGAAGGAUUGUUUGCAGCAUUGAACCCUCUUUCUGGGACUUAUUACUGGAAUAUACAUAAGGAAGAAAAUUUCCUUACCAACAUAACUAUGAUUGACUUUCCUAUAGUUGUAAAGGACAUGGAUAAGGACAAAGUUAGUGACUUAUUAACUGUGGCAACCCUUGAUGCAAAUUCAAAUCAUAAUGCAUUGCUAUUAGUCUCUGGAGCAACAGGUCGGCUGAUUGGAGAACCAAUGAUCAUAGAUGAUUGUUCAACAGUCAAGUUAAUUUCUGAAUCAGACUCCAUUACAUAUAUCUGUAAAAAUAGCACAACAGAGGCUGUAAGGCUGAUCACUUACCCUUUGUUAUAUAAAAAAUUACUAAAAUUUGAUCAGGUUACCAAUCAUAGUCAACCACCCGCAAAGGUCUCUAAAAGAGUGAAUACAAUACUGAAGAAGAGCAUUGGAAAUACAAGAGUAAUUUUUUCAAAUGGUCCAGGGAAGCUGAUUGUGGAAAAUUCUGGAGAAUGCCCUAAUUCUUGUAGAGUAAAUUUGACAUUGCUAUUGGACAGGAAUGGGACUUCUAAUGUCACCUGGGAAUAUGUAGCCAAUCAUGUUUAUGCAAUGAAACCCAGCUCCUUUGCAUUCACAAACUCCAUACGGGGGUUUGUACUGAAAUUAUGACAAUGGAACAGUGCACACUUUGCUAAGGGUGCACAUAAAAUUGACGAAGUCAAAUACAAUGUUCAAAAUCAGAGCCCAAA
Molecule: messenger RNA, 1685 nt
Organism: Manduca sexta (tobacco hornworm)
Lineage: Eukaryota; Metazoa; Arthropoda; Insecta; Lepidoptera; Sphingidae
Product: protein FAM234B
Exons: 1
Coding region: 271-1605 (444 amino acids)
Source: RefSeq, a predicted model, not a curated record